Molecule: messenger RNA, 1677 nt
Organism: Seminavis robusta
Lineage: Eukaryota; Bacillariophyta; Bacillariophyceae; Naviculales; Naviculaceae
Source: the annotation of a GenBank genome assembly
AUGGGGCCAAAAACAGACUCUUCUGAGAAGCUGGAAGAACUGCCAGACGGAAGCGUGAGAGACUCGACACAUGUAGCCUCCGAAACCGAAAUUCCUGUGGGCUCGAACCUGACGGAGCUGGUUAAGGACAGCCAUGGAGAUGUGGAUGUUAGCACUCAAGAGUUGGUUUCCAUGGUGGAAGAGAGGCCAAUGAUCUUGUUGAAAGGCAAGGGUAUCGAGAAAGAUCCAAUGGAUAGUCAGCACAAUAGGGAAUCUGAGGCUGAUCAUGUACAAAUUGCAAUCGAGGGUGGUGACCAGGGCAACGUUUUGGAGGCACCUCCCUUGACGUUGACCAGGGCAUACGUAGCCAGGGAUAUUCAGCCGGGUGCACAGGCCGUUGAAGGGCCAGGCCGAGACACUGAUACAUCGAAUGAUGAUGAAGUGCCAUCCAGUGAUGAGCCACCAGAAGGAUUGCAGGAUCAACCUUUUGUUGUGGAUGAAGAAAACUUGGGAGUCGUCAAUGGUUUCGUUGUGGAGGAUGAGCCGUCUGAAUCGACGAUACCGCAGAGAGAGGUUAUUGAGGGCACCAUUUUGCGGGAGGAGAGUGGCCAAAGAAGCCGCAAAACAAGUUGGGCUGCAUUGAUGUGCUUGUUUCUUUGUGUGGUCGCUGCCACCUUGACGGCUUUGCUGUUGCCCAGACAAUCCAAGAACAGCAGCAGAACCGCGGAUCCCAAUGAAGCACCCACCCCUUUCAAUGAGGGGAUGCCCAUCGUUUAUCCUCCAUAUCAGGACGAUCUACCUCUUGCACUAAUCAAACAAAUUUCCGCGGUUGCAAGCCCGUACUAUAUGGCCAAUAUCUGGAUGCUUCAAGACCCUCAUCUCGAAACCUACACUGAAAAACAAAAGGCGCAGCGACUUCAUUUGGUUGCAUUAUUUUACUUUUCGAAUGGUCACAACUGGACACGGACCGACAAUUGGCUCCAAUAUGACGUCUCAGAAUGCGAUUGGUAUUCUUCCAACGAUCUUGAGCCGAGUUGCGAUCAAGAGGGAUCCUUCGUUAACUUGAAUCUCUCGUCCAACAAUUUGCGCGGAGAUCUCACUGAUGCUCAUGAUCACAUGGUGACAGCGAAGGUGUUUGACAUUUCCAACAACUACCUCUCGGGUAAUCCUCCUAAUGUGGGUACAAACCCAGCGUUAGAGGUACUGGAUGUUUCCCACAAUGACUUCAAGGGAUUCUAUCAAAGCAACGGAGGCUGGGCUUCUGUCGGGGUGCGUGUUAUCCGAAAUGAUGGAAACCAUUUUUCUGGUGGUGCAUCAUCUGGAUUAUUCUAUCUGCUCGUCCCAGCACUCGAAGUGUUCAACAACUCAUUGAACUACUAUCACGGAGAGCUGCCCUGGGCAUUGACCAACUGCAAAAACCUCACUCACUACUCUUCCAAGUGUGAUCAUGUGGGAAGCAUCCCUCCUGAGUAUGGCAGCUUGACAAAACUCCAGGAAUUUGAUAUCGAAAGGAACAGUCGGAUGACUGGAGCCAUUCCCUCAGAGCUUGGUCUUUGGACUAGCCUCACUUCACUGAACAUUGCUGGUACUGCUAUCACGGGCACCAUUCCAGAAGCCCUCUGCUCUAGAGCUCUGGCUGGAGACUUGAACAUUCUUGCAAACUGUAGCCUUGUGGAGUGCUGCGGUGCUGAAGAGUAG